Lathyrus oleraceus (garden pea) is the source of this 1614-nucleotide messenger RNA. RefSeq lists its product as uncharacterized. The coding region runs from base 1 to 1614 and encodes 537 amino acids. The record is from RefSeq and is a predicted model, not a curated record. NCBI's taxonomy places the organism in Eukaryota, Viridiplantae, Streptophyta, Magnoliopsida, Fabales, Fabaceae. The transcript has a single exon.
AUGGAUCGUACUUGGAUGUACGAUAGAGUAUAUUCCAAUAGACACGGAUUGAAAGAAGAGUAUGUUCGCGGGGUUAAAGACUUCGUAAAGAGGGCUUUGAAACAACCUAUUUGUAAAUCUGAGGGAGGGAUAAGGUGUCCGUGUAUAAAUUGCAAGUGUCUCAAGAUAAGAACACCAACUAAUGUUAGACUUCACUUGUAUCGAGAUGGAUUUCAACCAGACUAUUGGAUUUGGACUCAACAUGGAGAAGUAGAGCUCAAUGUUAAUACAAGGAAUGAUUCAAAUAGUAGUGAGCAUGUGCAUCAUGAUGACCAAAUUGAGGCAAUGAAUCAGAUGGUGUAUGAUGCUUUUAGGCCUUAUGGAGUAUUCUCUCACGUGAAUGAUAACAUAGAAGUUGAGGAAUAUACGGAGGAUGAGUUUCCCAACGAAGAUGCCAAACGAUUUUAUGACAAGUUGAUAUCUUUCAACAAGCCCAUUUAUGAGGGAGCGACCCAAUCAAUAUUAUCAAUAUCUACUCAACUUCUUGAAAUUAGGUCUAAUUGGCAUGUACCACAAAAAGGUUUAGAUUUUGUUGCACAAAUGCUUAAAAGUGUAUGUCCAGUUCAAAAAUGCUUGCCCGAUAACUAUUACCAAGCAACACAGUUGGUAUCUAAGUUAGGGCUAAAGGUUGAGAAGAUUGAUUGUUGUAAGAAUGGUUGUAUGUUAUAUUACAAGGAUGAUAGCAAUCUAUCAGAGUGCAAAUUUUGUAAUGCUCCUAGGUUCAUUCCUCGCAAGACUGGCAUGGGAAAGUACAAAGAUAUCCCAGUGAAGAGAAUGUUCUACUUCCCAAUCAUUCCCAGAUUACAAAGAUUGUAUGCAUCAACUGAGUCGGCAAGUGAAAUGAGAUGGCAUCACAUGAACAAAAAUAGUUCCAACAUCCUUCGCCACCCGUCAGAUGGAAAAGCAUGGAAACAUUUUGAUAGUGUAUAUCCUGACUUUUCUAGGGAACCCAGAAAUGUAAGGUUGGGUCUGUGUUCAGAUGGUUUUACUCCUUACAUUCAAGCGUCUGCUUCUCCAUACUCAUGUUGGCCAAUAAUAGUUACUCCGUAUAAUCUCCCCCCUGAAAUGUGCAUGACCAAACCAUACUUAUUUUUGGCAUGCCUCAUACCCGGACCUAAAAACCCUAAAUUAAAGAUAGAUGUCUACUUGCAACCAUUGAUUGAUGAUCUACAUCGAUUGUGGUCCAAUGGAAUAUUGACCUAUGAUAUAUCUACAAAACAAAACUUCAUCAUGAAAGCCUGCUUGAUGUGGACAAUUAAUGAUUUUCCAGCCUAUGGUAUGUUAUCUGGAUGGGGAACACAAGGUAAAUUGGCAUGCCCUCAUUGUAUGGAACACACUGAUGCUUUCACCUUGAAAAGUGGCCAUAAGAAUUCCUGGUUUGACUGUCAUCGUCGUUUCUUGCCAUCUAAUCACUCCUUCAGAAGGAGUAAAAGAAGUUUCCUAAAAAAUAGGGUUGUGACCAAUGAGCCACCUCCCAUUUCCACAGGGAAAGAUAUAUGGGCGGUAAUAAGUAAUUUUCCAAAAGUUACUGAAAUUGGAUGGGAGGCGAAAUGGAAAGAAUUCGAAGGGUAUUGA